This is a messenger RNA of Daphnia pulicaria, 4053 nucleotides long. Its product is annotated as vascular endothelial growth factor receptor 1-like. Gene Ontology annotation, cellular component: signaling receptor complex. The coding region runs from base 693 to 3773 and encodes 1026 amino acids. Gene Ontology annotation, biological process: multicellular organism development; protein phosphorylation; positive regulation of kinase activity. Gene Ontology annotation, molecular function: ATP binding; transmembrane receptor protein tyrosine kinase activity. The record is from RefSeq and is a predicted model, not a curated record. Lineage: Eukaryota; Metazoa; Arthropoda; Branchiopoda; Diplostraca; Daphniidae. The transcript is spliced from 19 exons.
UAGUUUAGACUUUUUCGCAAUUUCCCCUCCAUUCAUUUUACUGUUAUAUUUCUUAAUCACGACAAAUUUUCUUCUAGGAUUUGUUUUGUUUUUAGCAUUAAUGACACAAUUUCAUUUAAUAAAAGUUUUUAUUAUUUAAAGCACCUGUGCUGAUGAAUUAUAACUUCUCCGACGUUGGUGAACGUUACAAUUUCGAUUGAAGGGGCCCAUAGGUAACUCAUGAAAAUGGAAUGUAUUUAGUGCUGCCUGAUUCCAGUUGUCGACGAUAGCAAACCAUAACAUCGAGUUACGGGACGUCGUAAUAAUUGGAAUUUCGUGGCAUUUCUUAAUUGCAAUUUCGUGAAAUAUCCGAAAAUAAUUGAGCAGAGCUACGUCGACAUCCGGUGGAAACAUCAGAAGGCAGGGAUCGCCUCCUUUCCUCUCCUGCGUAGCCUUGAAUUUUUGCUGGAAUGUCGGAAAUGGAAUGGUAAAAACCAGAAGACGGAUAAGGCAAAAGAUACGGCUGCCGGUGUUCUUCGAUCCAAAAAUAAAAUCACAACCUGGAUUUUGCCUUAUUGAAUCCUCUAUAAAUUUUCACCUAACCUACAGUUCAAGUCGGUUUUUGUUGCAGUGACUAUUUGGCUGUUGACUCACGUUGAGUGAUUUUUUUAUCGUUGGGUCUCAAUUUUUCAAGUCAUUUUAGCUCGUGCGCAAUGACCACUAAUCGGGAAUUAAGUGGUGCCAUUGAUGAUGUUCUUCGACGUAGGAAAAUGGUUUCCGUGCUCAAACUGUUAACUAUUAUGUUAUUGAUUUCCAGCAGACAGGGCCAUGCCAUUGAGUUGAUUGGGUUGAACAAAAAUCAGGGAAUUAUGCUUCCCAAUCAACAAGAUCAACUCGUCAACGCCAAAAACAACAUCACAAUCACUUGCGUGUUUAUCCACACGGCCGAAAUUGUAUGGAUAUUACCCAAACUCUCUACAGAUGAGGCGAUGGAUAGACGGAAAAACAGCCGUACAACUUACGCUAAUUUUAAGAACGAGACGCAGGGCCAGUCGCAUGUCUACUCUACGCUGACGGUGACAAAUGCCAGGAUUACAGACACUGGAUUAUACAAGUGUUACCUAAAACAAUCUCCUGAACUUAAAGUAGAGCAACACGUCUAUGUUUACGACAAAAAGCAACUUGUGUUCAACAGCGAAGGUGAUAACAAAUUUACUGUGAAGCAUGGACGAAGGGCUGAAAUUCCCUGUAAAGUGACCCAUCCGGAUGUUCGUGUCACACUGAAACGCAGCAGCCGGGUGGUCAUCGAACCUUUUUCCAAGGAAGAACUACAACAAGAUUUAUUAGCUGUUCCAAACCCAAAAUGGGAAUUUGAUAAGCAAACGGGACUGACGCUGAAUAAGGUGGCGUUAAGCGACCACGGCAAUUACGAAUGCAAUGGUACACUGGGGAACAUUACCAAGAAAAUAUUUUUCACCCUCGUUGUUAAAGACGGAAUUGAAUUGACAAGGGACCACAUCAAUAGGGAUGAUGGUCUAGUGUUGGAAGGAAGUAACGUCACGUUAAUCUGCCGGGCUUACUUAUUUGCUUUACCACCCAAAUGGGCAUAUUACCUGAAGGAUAGCGAUACCCAUCCGAUCUACAUCGAUGAAACUAUGUCACCACCCCAACUCGACGGUAUGAAAAUAGUAACGAAAAACGAUACUGAUAAAGGGGAAAUCGUAAAUCUAAAAAUAUACGAUAGCUUUUUGGAAUUGAAGAACGUGAGCAAGAAUUCCCCAACGACAUUUCAAUGCAUGGAUGGAAACAUCAACGCAACUCGGAUAUCGGUUGAAAGAGCACCGAUAUUUUCCUUCAAUGUUUCAGCGCCUCAGUCGCCAUUUAUUGUCGAUCCAAACAAUUCAACAAUUCUGCUAGUCAAAGACCAGCAAUCGAGUUUGAGGUGCGAAGGAUACGGAUUGCCCCAAUCCACCUUUCAGUGGAUCAAGGAUGGCAUCGUUAUCCCCGAGGAUAAGGUCUUACCGAACGGCAAUUUGUCUUCAUUAAAUCUGCAUGGAAGACCCGGCGAAAACGGAACUUACGCCUGCCGAUUGAACAACAGUCGACACGAAACCUUUAAAUAUUUCACCGUCAAAUUCGCUGAAGAGUCUCAGCUAUCGACCAUUAUUAUCAGCGUGGUCAUCGUUUUGGCAGUUGUUCUUAUCGCUGCCAUUGGCCUCAGCAUCAAAUUGUAUCGAGACAAGAAAAAGAAUUUGUUUCCCGGAGCGGAAGCUCUGCUCAGAGGAAACCCCAACGAAAUGAACGACGAUUUGAGUUUGGACGACCAGAUUGAAAUAUUACCGUACGAUAGACGAUGGGAAUUCCCAAGAAAUCGGCUGAAACUCGGUGUACAGCUGGGAGCUGGGUGUUUCGGCCGAGUCGUCAAAGCCGAGGCGGUCGGAGUCAAAGACUCGGAGGAAAACGUUCAAACGGUGGCUGUCAAAAUGGUUCGCUCCCAAACCAACGCCGCUGCUCUGGAGGCUUUGGUCAGUGAAUUAAAAAUUCUUAUCCACUUGGGAGCGCAUUUGAAUGUAGUCAAUUUACUGGGGGCCUGCACCAAAACUCUCAUCAGAGGAGAACUAUUUGUGAUCGUCGAAUACUGCCGAUUUGGCAAUUUACAAACGUACUUGAUAAAUCACCGAAAUAACUUUGUCAAUCAAGUGGACAAACUUGGCAAUCUUUUGUCAGAUGCGGCAAUGCAGAAAAUUAACACAGCAGCUGCAGGCAUGAAAAGGAAGGAGUGCCCCAUUGAUAAGGCAGUAUCAGGGGCGGAUCCAGAAAAACCUGAAACAGUGCGAUACGUAAUACAAAAAACAGCAAGAUCUGGAUUUGCAAACUCAACAGUCGACGAUGUUAACUUUACAGAUGAAUAUGAGCCGCCUGUGUCGUUCGGGGUUUGCCAAAAAGACCCUGAUAGCAAUUUUUAUGGAAUGAACAUGUCCACAGCGGAUUUAAUCUCUUGGUCUUUCCAAAUUGCCAGGGGAAUGGAUUACUUGGCCAGUAAAAAGGUUCUUCAUGGCGAUUUAGCUGCGCGCAAUGUUCUCCUAGCUGACGAUGGAGUGGCCAAAGUUGCCGAUUUCGGUAUGGCCCGUAAAAUGUAUUACGAAGGCAACUACCAACAAACAGGGCAGAAAUUGAUGCCGAUCAAAUGGAUGGCAAUUGAAUCCUUGACGGAUCGAAUCUUUUCCACCCAAUCCGAUGUUUGGUCGUACGGUGUCCUCCUCUGGGAAAUCUUUACCCUGGGAAAAGUCCCCUAUCCAGGAUUGGAAGGUAAUACACUCGUCCGCCAAUUGGAAAUAGGAUACCGGAUGGAUAAACCCGACUAUGCACCCACUUGCAUGGGCGAAAUUAUGUCCAGCUGCUGGAAAGCGGAUCCAAAAGAGAGGCCGUCUUUCAGUGAAAUGGAGGAAAUGAUCAGCAGCCAAAUGGAGUCAACAGUCAGCGAUCACUAUUUAAAUUUAAAUAGUUCAUACGAAAAGCUCAACGAAGAGAAAGUCAACGCCUCUCCCACCGAACCUUUGGGGCUUGCUAAAGCGCUGGAUUCUAAAGAGAAAGUCGGAAAAAGGUGCUCGAUUCUUCCAGCAUGCAACAAUACCCAAACAAAAAUUGAGCUCAAUAAACUUAGCCGACAAGUGGAAUCGAAUCAAGAAUUGAAAAAGGUGUCGUGCAGCAACCGUAGAAUUGAGAGUCUUAUCAAUCGACUAAAACGCCAAGGAUUUAGUAUACAUCAAGACUUUGCUGAGAUAUGUGUUUAGUAGACCACAACCAUCGCAUCGUUUCCCAGGAAGGAAAUGAAAAUGAAUAGAGGAUCGCCAGUGCUGUUUAGACCAUUGCAUCUCUGUAUGAAAUUUGUAAGCCACUUAGGUCAAGACUCAGGUUUUAUCUUGACGUUUCCAAAUGUUGUUAUAGUUGUGCAAACGGCGAUUUGUUGCCAAUUCGCUCUGGUUUUAUUUCUAACGUACAUGUAGAACUUCAAACAUAGUGUGUAUGUCCCAGGGGCUGAUAUUUUAAAUAAUAAAAACCAAUUUAGCUUUA